This is a messenger RNA of Dicrocoelium dendriticum, 742 nucleotides long. The record is from the annotation of a GenBank genome assembly. NCBI's taxonomy places the organism in Eukaryota, Metazoa, Platyhelminthes, Trematoda, Plagiorchiida, Dicrocoeliidae.
GCUUAUUGUGGCUUUCCGUGCUCCUACUCCAAUCGUUGCACCUCGCAUUGUUAUAUUCUUGGCUUGAAGUACAACCUUGACAUCUGAUCCAGCCAAAUGGAACCCAUAUAUGCACCAUUUUUUGGGCUAAUGGGAUGCAGUGCUUCCAUAGUUCUUUGCUCUCUCGGAGCUGGAUAUGGCACUGCGAAAGCAGGAUCGAGCAUCGCUUGCACAUCUGUAACUCGCCCUGAUCUCGUAAUGAAAUCGCUUAUUCCCGUCGUGAUGGCUGGCAUUAUAGCUAUAUACGGUCUAGUGGUUUCAGUUUUGAUCUCGCAACGCAUCGACGAUAAAUACAGCCUCCACUCCUCUAUUUAUGAUUUCGGAGCGGGAUUGAGUGUUGGUAUCAGUGGUCUAGCUGGCGGAUACGCUAUUGGAGUUGUUGGGGACGAGGGUGUUCGGUCAACUUCAAAGCAACCACGACUGUUUGUCGGCAUGGUCCUCAUACUAAUUUUCGCAGAAGUCCUCGCUCUCUAUGGUUUGAUAGUGGCACUGAUGUUGUCCACAAAGUAAAUACAUCACGUACUGCGUAUCUGGCACCCUGCAUAAUCUUAACAGCAACGACGUUUGUUGGUUUUGUUCCAUUUUGCGUUGUUUCAUUUUUUUCAUUACUUAUUUAACCACCAUUUCUUGGAUGAUACCCAAACGAUUAUAUAUGCACUUCUUUUUCUGUCCACAACGUUAUCAAUAAAUGCUUCAACUCAAA